Molecule: messenger RNA, 497 nt
Organism: Strigops habroptila (Kakapo)
Lineage: Eukaryota; Metazoa; Chordata; Aves; Psittaciformes; Psittacidae
Product: drebrin-like protein B
Exons: 5
Coding region: 24-497 (157 amino acids)
Biological process (GO): postsynaptic actin cytoskeleton organization; neuron projection morphogenesis; positive regulation of axon extension
Cellular component (GO): cortical actin cytoskeleton; actin filament; plasma membrane
Molecular function (GO): actin filament binding
Source: RefSeq, a predicted model, not a curated record
CACCGGGAGCGGCGGGACGCGGGAUGGCGGCCCCGGGGCUGGAGCGGCACCGGCUGGCGCUGCUGGCGGCGCGGGAGGACGUGGGCAACCCCCGCGCCGGCACCGACUGGGCCGUCUUUGGCUACGAGAAGCACCAUGAUCUCAAGCUGCUGGACUCCGGAGCCGGGGGUCCGGAUGAACUGGCCGGGAAGUUCUCGGCCGGCAGCGUCAUGUACGGGCUGUGCCGCGUCCCGGAGCCCGGCACCGGCGCCCCCCGCGUCGUGCUCAUCAGCUGGGUCGGGGAGAAGGUGCCGGAAGCCCAACGGGAAGCGUGUGCCGGGCAUCUGCCGGUCCUCAGGGGCUUCUUCCGGGAGGCCAGCGCGGUGCUGAGCGCCCGCCGCCCCGAGGAGGUGACGCGGGAGGGGCUGAGCCGGGCGCUGGCAAAACUGGAGCCCCCCGUCACCAGGAGGGUGCCCCCCCCCGACACCCAGGAGCUCGUGGUGAGGAGCGGUCCCUGA